Molecule: messenger RNA, 2125 nt
Organism: Pungitius pungitius (ninespine stickleback)
Lineage: Eukaryota; Metazoa; Chordata; Actinopteri; Perciformes; Gasterosteidae
Gene: rhoaa
Product: ras homolog gene family, member Aa
Exons: 5
Coding region: 150-731 (193 amino acids)
Biological process (GO): small GTPase-mediated signal transduction
Cellular component (GO): cytosol
Molecular function (GO): GTPase activity; GTP binding; protein kinase binding
Source: RefSeq, a predicted model, not a curated record
UGGCUGAGUCACUCGUCAGUCAUUUUUCUGCCGUGUCCAAUUGGCCCAAAGUACGUGUUGUGGGCGGGUGUAAUAUUCGUGGCAGUGGGGGCGUGACUGAUAGAUCCGACAGGAAAAACUAAAGAAAGGCGAAGAUAUCCAAUAAUACGAUGGCAGCAAUCAGAAAGAAGCUUGUGAUAGUCGGUGACGGCGCCUGUGGAAAGACUUGUCUCCUCAUAGUGUUUAGCAAAGACCAGUUCCCCGAGGUCUAUGUGCCUACAGUGUUUGAAAACUAUGUGGCCGACAUUGAGGUGGACGGUAAACAGGUGGAGCUGGCUCUCUGGGACACAGCGGGUCAGGAGGACUACGACCGCCUGAGGCCUCUCUCCUACCCAGACACAGAUGUCAUCCUCAUGUGUUUCUCCAUCGACAGCCCUGACAGUUUGGAGAAUAUUCCAGAGAAGUGGACUCCCGAGGUCAAGCACUUCUGCCCCAACGUGCCCAUUAUUCUUGUGGGGAACAAGAAAGACCUGCGUAAUGACGAGCACACGCGUCGGGAACUGGCAAAGAUGAAACAGGAGCCAGUGAGGUCAGACGAGGCGAGAGACAUGACUAACCGGAUCAACGCCUUUGGGUACUUGGAGUGCUCAGCCAAGACGAAGGAUGGUGUGCGGGAGGUGUUUGAGAUGGCCACCAGGGCGGCGCUGCAGGCCAAGAGGCGAGGCAAGAAGGGCGGCUGCACACUGCUAUAGAGUGUCGGGUCACGCAGGAUCGGAGGGGGGACAAACCAGGCCAAAAAAAUCCGAAAUAAAAAAGAUCCCUCCUCCCUGUACCAAGGCGGUCACAACGAAUGGGGCGUUAUGAUGAGAGAAAAGGGAGUAUAUACAUUUACAUGUACAUGGUUAUAGCUUUUAGCUUUCCAAUGAAAAUAUUGUAAUCUUGUGCUUGUAAUUCUUUAGACAUGACAUAAUUAAGAGAAGGGAACAUUGCUGUCAGGAAAUGGAGGAUUUCAGUUCCAAACCUGUGAGGAUUCUGAGGGCCUCCAGUGAGACUCCUUCAUGCCCAUGGGAAAACAUCCCUGAACAUUGGAAGGGCUUCUUUCCAUUUUAUGAACCUCUCCGCUUUACAGAGCAGAUUUUGAUGAGACCAACUUGUUUGAAUGUUUUGUACAAGCUUGUUCAUGAAUGUAAUACGUUAAUCUCAACUGUCAGUCAGACAAUAACGCGAUUGAGUUGUUGUGGACAGUCAGACACUGUAUACAGCUGAGUAUUCAAUUUGACAGUAGCUCCAAUUUGACUUAACUUGAGAGGACUAGACCAUGAUAUAAAACAGGCUGGUGUAGAGAUUAGCCUUGUUCCAUAGGUAUAUAUCGCAUUUUUGUCAGAUGUCUCCCUGAUUUCAGAUCUGCUCCUGUUUUUUAUUAUCCAUUAAUGCAAAUCCAACAGCUUCUGUGUCCCCAUUAUCUAUAUUCAGUUUCUGUCACUUCUAAAGCACCCUUUGCAUCACUACACUUGGCUUCAUGUCAAAGUUUCUCUCUUUUAACACAAACGCAGUUUUCAGUUAAUAAUUAGUCCCUUUGCAGUUCCCUCCCCUUAUUGUUGUUUUGCUACUAACCUGGAAACACAACACUUUAUGAACAGAUUCUACAUUGAAAACCCUCCAGGUUGUCCUGUAGUUACCGGCAGGCUUUUCAUUUAAAAACAUCUACAGGAGAUAUAGUUUUAGAGGCAGUAACUUAACAGCAUUAACUGAUGAUGUACAAUUACUCCAGCCUCAAUGGUUUAACCGCCGUUAUUGGACAUACAUUAUUUAAAUAGCAGCUUUUAUUUCUUGUGUUCUGACGUAGCUGGCACCUGCCAGGGUGUUAUUUGAAGGGGUCGGUUUCCACCUGAAUGUCUGCAACUAUUCUUUUUUUUCUGCUUUUCUGUUGUAUGUUAUUUUAACUAUGUGAUAUUCUACUGGCUAAUGUUGUAUUAUUUGCACAAAGCUUAAAAGUCAAAUUCUAUAAUACAAAAUGAAAGCAACUGCUUCAAGAUUGGUCACUAGGGGAAUAUUGUUUUGUAUACAAUGAUGAAUGAAUCCUCACUUUCCGCCAAUUGUCUUUUUUAAUGUAUUAUAAAGGAAAUAAACUGUAACAAUAUUCUCA